AUGGCCACGCCCAGUACUCCUCUGCAGAGCGGAGGAGAUGGGUUCCAACGAGUGAAGACGACGUCCAUGAUGGAAUCUAGGCCAGCAUCGACCAGACCUCUGUCCCAGGUGUCAGACAUAAAUGACACUGACUUCGAAGAUGAAAGCGAGUUCGAAGACUACUCGCCAAAACCGAGCUUUGAUACAGAUGGUCGCAGAACAAGUCAAACAACACUUUCGUCAUAUGAUGAGGCUCCAACACCAGACUCAAGUCAAAGCCAGCGACCGUUUGAGCUCCGACUCAGGCCCGUGGAGGGACCUCGUGGACCGCAUCUUUUCCGUGUGUCUCAAUCAUCCGCAGACAUGGACUUCGACUACGCGUUACAGAUGUCGCCGCUGCUACCAAAGUACCCGCCACCACGAACGGGUACCGCCUUCUCCCAAGCAACGGUUACGCCAGUAACCCGACAAAGUCAGAUGGAGGAAGACUUUUCCAUUGCAACGGCAUUACAGAACGCACUAAAUGGAUCUUCGGAUGAUGAUACUGAUGCCUCGGAUAGUGUACGAAGCUGGACAUCGCAACAGGUCGUUGACUGGAUGUAUGCUACCGGAAUUGACAAUCAUGUCAUCGAGUGUUUCGAGCGUCAUGAUGUAGACGGUGCGUUGAUUAGCGACAUCCAAUUUGAUGAGCUCAAAGAACUCGAUAUCCACUCGUUUGGCAAGCGCCACCAGGUGUGGAAUGCCAUAUGCGAGCUGAGAGGCGACGAGGCGAGGCCAAGUCCACAGCCUACGCCAUUCCAGGACAUCAGCCGACCUUGUACCACCGCGAACCGUCGAACUCCAAGUCGCAGCAGGAACGCCUGCGAGACACCUGUCGAUAUCGAUGCCCUGCCCACAACACCACUCGGUGGCAAGAAGCGCCGAGGCCGUAAAGCAUCGAAAAAACUUGAUAUCAUCACGCCAGCAGAGUCGGUUUCCAUUGUUGCUAUCGAGCAGCUCCUACCCAAGCCACACACUUGCAACAAAGGCGAAGCUUGUGCCAAGUGGAGAAAGCAGCAACGCGAGCUGCAGCAAUUGAAAGACGAGAAUGGCAUUGGCCGCUUCCCAAUCAGUCCUGGCAAAGGUGGCCGAGUCUUUGUCCGUGGAGACCCGGGAAAUGCCACCACAGCUGACAACAUGAUCCCGAAUGUUCGACUGCUGCCACUGGAGGACCCGCUUCGACCAAUUUCAGAGGCUGUCCCAUCUAUUGUUGCCUCAUCUGAUCUAUUGGGACCUGGCCUGCUGCCUGACUUUGCUCUCCACGCUAAUGUGCUCGACCAUGUGGACAGGCGUGAUCCUCAGGACAACGUAAGGCAGUUCCUGAGCUUCCAACAUCUACAAUCACCUGCGCCUCCUCUCGACGACUCGCCACCUACCCCGCCAGCAGAUUUGUAUCAAACACGCCGGGAACUCAUCGCUCGUUCUCAGUCGGUGCCGCCACUUUUCCCACCUCAACAUCAUCAAGCUUAUCCUUCGCUGAACCUACCAGUACAGACUCCAGGCCCUCGCCAACAGCUUCGACGACUGCCACGUCUUGACAUCCCGGCCCGCUCCGCCACUGCUGGUCCCGAUCUUGGGUCCGCUCUCGCCACAGCUGUACCAGAGUCAGCAGCAACAUCUGUAUGCCGCAGUGUCACUGCUUCCCCUGUCCAGGUCCACAGGCUUAGCACCCCAGCAUCAGAAAUGGAUGUCCCACUCACAGCCAUUCCAGCAGGACCAAUCUCGAGAGACACAUCAGCAUCGGUACCACCAAACAUGCAGUACCGUCAACAACAACAACACAACGCACCUCGUUCGGUCUCACGAACAGACUACUGGCGUCGUCCUUCCAUGGCUCUACCAGCGCUGAACGAAGGCGAAGUAUUCUCACCCAUUUCUGGACUACAGAUGGCACGACCCAGCACAUCUCACCGCAGUAAGAGUGAUGGAGACAGUCGCUCGAGCAUGACCAGCGAGGAGAUGAAGCUACCUAUCGUUCGUGACCCAGCUCACCACAGCCCAAACACACAGCAACUAGGCUAUGGCUCAAACUGCACUCACGCAGGUUGGAUGAAAAAGCGCAAGACCAAGAUGCUUCGGCACGAGUGGCAAGACGCUCACUUCCGACUAAAGGGUACUAACCUGGGCAUGUACCCAAACGCCCUUUCCAAGGCCGCAACAGACAACAUCAACGUGGACGAAUACAGCGUGGCCUGCUCAAGCGUAGCCUCGAACAGCAAGCUCACAGCGGCCAUGAAGGCGUUCAAAAUCCGUGACGAGCAGACAAAGAACAAGGACAAAUUGACGGACGCCACGGCAUUCGCCUUCCAGCUUGUCCCGGCCCCAGCACAGAAAGAUGGCGAGGGCGCGAGAAAGCUGCAGAAAGAAGGCAAGACUCAUCACUUUGCAGUCAAGACCAAGGAUGACCGAAUCGAUUGGAUGAGGGAGCUGAUGCUCGCCAAAGCACGUCAGGCAAAGAAGGAUGGGUUUGAGGUGGAAGUGAAUGGUGUGCAGGCAUGA
Molecule: messenger RNA, 2517 nt
Organism: Recurvomyces mirabilis
Lineage: Eukaryota; Fungi; Ascomycota; Dothideomycetes; Mycosphaerellales; Teratosphaeriaceae
Exons: 2
Coding region: 1-2517 (838 amino acids)
Molecular function (GO): protein binding
Source: RefSeq, a predicted model, not a curated record